This is a messenger RNA of Ictidomys tridecemlineatus (thirteen-lined ground squirrel), 6567 nucleotides long. RefSeq names its product RAP2B, member of RAS oncogene family (gene Rap2b). The record is from RefSeq and is a predicted model, not a curated record. NCBI's taxonomy places the organism in Eukaryota, Metazoa, Chordata, Mammalia, Rodentia, Sciuridae. Gene Ontology annotation, cellular component: membrane. Gene Ontology annotation, biological process: Rap protein signal transduction. Gene Ontology annotation, molecular function: GTP binding; GTPase activity.
CACGCCCUACGCUCCGGGCCGCGCUCGCGUGGGUUUUUGCUGCGGAGCUGAGGAAGGGGAGAAGUCUAGUCGCCAAGCCCAGCCUUCAGCGGCGCGCAGCCCCGACGGGGCCGUGGCAGGCGUGGUGCGAGCGCGGACGGAGCCAUGAGAGAGUACAAAGUGGUGGUGCUGGGCUCGGGCGGCGUGGGCAAGUCCGCGCUCACCGUGCAGUUCGUGACAGGCUCCUUCAUCGAGAAGUACGACCCGACCAUCGAGGACUUCUACCGCAAGGAGAUCGAAGUGGACUCGUCGCCGUCGGUGCUGGAGAUCCUGGACACGGCGGGCACCGAGCAGUUCGCGUCCAUGCGGGACCUGUACAUCAAGAACGGCCAGGGCUUCAUCCUAGUCUACAGCCUGGUGAACCAGCAGAGCUUCCAGGACAUAAAGCCCAUGCGGGACCAGAUCAUCCGCGUGAAGCGGUACGAGCGCGUGCCCAUGAUCCUGGUGGGCAACAAGGUGGACCUGGAGGGCGAACGCGAGGUCUCUUACGGCGAGGGCAAGGCCCUGGCCGAGGAGUGGAGCUGCCCGUUCAUGGAGACAUCGGCCAAAAACAAAGCCUCGGUGGAUGAGCUCUUCGCCGAGAUCGUGCGGCAGAUGAACUACGCGGCUCAGCCCAACGGCGACGAGGGCUGCUGCUCGGCCUGCGUGAUCCUCUGAGGCGCCCGCGGCCGCCGGGCGCCGGCCUCGCUCUGCGCACAAAAGCCAAACGCAUCCGACUCUCUAAAUGUGAUUUCCUUUCUUGCUUUGAGAUUGGAGACGACUUUGCAUUGGCCGGGGUGUCCCGGGAGCCCGGCUGGCUUCCGGGGCCCGCAUCCCUUGCCUUCGCCCCGUAUCCGAGGGGUGCCCCGUCCUGACCAUCCGAGACCCUGGUGGAAAUGUGGCUCUUUGCAGCAUGUACGUUUCUCAUUGAUUUCGGUUGACGCAUAUUCCCCCGUUUAAGUGGCCGUUAGGGUGCUGUAUUGGCAGCUCGACACCCGGCAAGCAAAAGUUUCAGCCUGGAAAUAAAUGGAGGUGGGGAGGUGGAGGGGAAGAAGGUGGAAGGGGGGGGGUCUUCUCUCUUUCUCUCCCUCUGUCCCUCUCUCUCUCUCUCUUUUGUUAAUGACUGUUUUCUAGUUCCGAGUUUUAAAUACAUGGAAGUCCAGUCCAGUCCGGGAAACCCAUAUGAAGGAGCAGAAGGAGAGGAAGAAACUCUUGUUUUUUCCUUAUUUUCCAGGAGUAGCUGGAAAUUUAGAUCGGGUUCCUUUCCUGCCAGCUUGGAAGGGCAACCCCUCGUGACUGGUUGUGAUUCUGAGGAUGUCUAUGCAAAGUUGGAUUCUUGUUACAUUGUAUCCAAUCUGAAGUAUUGCACAUCUGAACUGGGACUGUUAACACUGAUGCCAAUACAGUGUGGGGUGCCAGAAAGUGUCUGCUGAUAUUUGUGGAAAAAAAAAAUCUAUUUUGUUUACCUACUGUAUCAAAGGGGAGCCUUGGGAGAAUGGUAGUAUUUUUUUUUAUCAGCUGUGAAAAAAAAAAAUGUUACAGAUCCUGCACAUUUUUGUGUGUACUAUGGUGUGUGUGUGUUUUAAGUUUAGCUUUUUUUAAAGAAAAAAAUUUCUUUUGGUUGGCAGCAACAGAUUUUAAUGACUAGCUUUUAAAAAUAUAAUACAAAGACUUUGUAAAUGUGAUUCAGGGCCCCCAGCACCCCUGUGUCUGCAGAGUGCCUUCAAAACUCAGCUGUUCAGCCGCUGCCAACCGGUGAACUUCCCACCAGUACCAGAAUCUGCUAUUCCCCAAACCACUUACCAAUUUCCUUUCAGUAAUCUUCCUGAAGGAGCCAGGACAAUAGGGCGUGUUGUUCAGUGAAUUUAUUAUUUUCAGCCUUUAAAAUGUAAUGUCCAUGUCUUGCAAUGGGUUGUCCCCUCCCCCCCCUUUUUUUUUUGCUUCAUUUUGUUCAAAUUUCAGGUGUUUAGCUCCCCUUACAUAUUAUUUUUAAAAUGUUUUGAUCUUCUGUUAUAGGGUGUACCUUCAGAAGCAAGAGCAAAAUUUCUCUGUUAUGAUGUAUCAAGUUCUAAUUGUAAUUUUAAUUCCACUCGUUUAAUCAUUGUCUCUUCAUUUUAAGACUUUUAAUACAAAUGUCAUUUUUAAAGAAACAAGCCCAAAAGUAUUGUUUGUGUUUCUGUGUUUCAUAUUCUGUGAUGUACAGCAUCAGUGGUAAUGCAGUAUCAUGGCUGAGGUAGGCAGGGGCAGGAAGCAGAGCUGUCAAAUUUUGAAGAUAAACAGAUGUAUCUCUGUGACAAGUUGGGUGUGACAUUCCUUCCAACUUCUUAAAUGUGGAGAAAGUCCUCAGGCCUAGGAAGCCCUGGCCAUACCUGCUGACUAAAAGAUGAGGAGGCAUCUUGGUUGUAUUCUGAGAUGGAGCCAUUGGCUUGCUCUGGGUAGUGGGGUGAGAGGUGGGAGGGGCACCAACUGCUAAUGCUGACUUAGAGCUGAGAACUUCACCCUCAGCCAAGUAGGGUGGCACUUUGGGUCCUUCAUCCUGUUGUGUUUAUGUUGUGCAUCAAGUUGAAAGCCCGUUUGGGGAUGAUUUCUCAUGCUGACAUCAUGCCAUGUGGUGUGUUUUGCACUGUAUCUGAACCUGUCAUAGACAGUAUUUCAGCAAUUUCAUUUGGAAACAGAUCUGUUCCCUUGAUCUUAUUGCACUGUGCUGUGUGUGGACCAUAUUUGACCUCAUAAAUUCUUCCUUCUGACAGUAGGAGGCAGUGUAAGCUUUUUUAUUUUUAAUUUUUAUUUUUCUUAAGGAGGUCUUUAAUCUGUAAAAUAGCCUCUACAGAAUAAAAGAAAGUGUCUAUGUAUUUUAGAGUACUUGAUACAUCUUAGGUUUUAAGUAUAGUUGAAGUGUCCUGAGUCUUCAAACAAAAGGGAUUUAUUCCCCUAACAAAGCCAAAAGAAAUUAGAGGCUAUAGGUUUCUUUAAAGCUAUAUUAACAUAUCUUGCCUUAAAAUGUGUGGUUUUGAUUUUUUUGUUGUUGGUUUGCCUGGGAGGCAUUUCAGUAUUCCUUUGUGGAGGAGGAACUAUUUAUUUUGAUUGUGAUACGUAGGCCUGCCCCCCCCCCCUUUUCCCCCACUGAUCCCACUUAGGUUGAUAAUCAAACACAACUAGAAAGCAAUUGUAGAAACUGAGAGAAACUGUCCAAAUUGAUGUUAUUGCAAGGAUUCGUUCUUGCAUUUGAGUAAAUUUGGUUACUUAAUUCAAUCCAAAUUGUUGAAAAUUCUGAAGAUGUGACAAGUACUCUGAAGAAUUUGUAAAAAACAAGGUAUUUGAUGAUUCUAUCAUUCUUAUUUUUAUUAACUGGAAAGAUUUUGACAAAAAAGCUAGUAGGUAUAUAAUUUAAGAAAUUAUAUAAUCCUGACAGGAAAUAUUUGAAAAUGGGAAUUUGGAAAUGGAAUAGAUUGCUGGGUGCAUUAAUCACCUUCCUGCAGGGUUUAGUCACUUGCAUGACUAAAUUCUGUAUAGGUCUAGGGUGGCAGAGCAGAAGAGUUUAACAUGUUUUUACCGAAUACUGUAAAAUAAAUGCUUUUUGGGUUCUCAAAGCAAUUUUAUGUGUACUGGAGCAGGAAAAAUAGUUCUGUGCUCUUUUGGUUUUCUCUGUUAUUUUCUGGACAAAAUUGAGAGAAAUUUAGGGACAUUUCUACUUUUUUCUUAAAAAAAAAAGUCUUUACAAUGUUUAUUUGGCUAGGAGGAACCGCUUCUGGUUUUGUGGUGUGAAGAGAUAAGAGCGUUUGUUUGAAUGACAAAGUCAGGCUGACUUGGAGUGUUAAGGAAGUGGAGCAGGGAGGGAGGGAGGGAGGAGUUUGGGAAAGAAGCCUUCUUGAGGAGCCUGGCUGGCUAUUAAACUUGACCCCUGCUGUUUUUUAACAGCUUCCUUUUUUGGCCUCUGACAGCCAUCCCAGUUUUAUGUCAUUUCAAAGGAUUAUUUUUCACCUCCUCUGUGACCACCUCAGGAAAGUUGAGGUAUCUAUGUAGUUUUAACACCUUCAGCUUUGAGUGCUAUGGAUUUUGGGUUGUGUUUUCCAUGUUAGCUGCUGACAUGGACUUUUCCUUGAACCAGGUUUUGGAACCAGAUCUGUAUGAUGUUAAGAGUUCUCUGUAUGUGAGACUUCAUGCCUUCUGGCUAGUUAAUAUUUCCUGUGGGUGGGAACCCCCAAAUGCCCCAUCUGUUGAGGUUUCCUGGUGGCACUCUUAAGUGAGUUCUGGGUGGGAAGGGAUGGCAAAGAGAGAAAGUCGAAUGUAGCAGCUGGGUCUUGGGAAAGAGAUGCCAAUUCCUGCACCUUAACUCACAGAAACAUAGAUUUGUUUUGCAUGACAGCUAGAAUGAGUUUUCACAUCAUAAAUGUGAAGGGAACCAAGAUUUUAUCUGGAGAUCACCACUUUUAGUUAAAAUGACAUCAGAUAUUUUUCACAUUGUCUGCUUAAUUGGGAAAAGCUGGCUAACAUAAAUUUAUGAAAAUGUAGCUGGUUUUGUUGAUGGUAGGGAUGAUUAGAUGAGUUUAAUCAGAUGGGCCCCUAGUUCUAGGUGAGUGUUGAUCUACUCACAGUAGGAUUUUGGUGGCUUGAGAAGGCUAUAGAGAUUUACCAGAGGUUCUCAAAGGACCAUAAACCAAAAUGACUUGAAGGUUAAAACAUUGUUGGACCCCUCUUCCAGUUUUUUUUUUUUUUUUGUUGUUGUUGUUGUUUAAUUCAGUGGAUUUGGGUUAGGACUUUUGUUAUUUUAAUUUCUAACAAGUGUCCAGGUGAUUGUGAUGUUGUUGGUCCAGGGACCACAUUUUGAGAACAAAUGACCUAGUCCAAACUCCAGAAGGGUACUCUCCUGAGAGCCUCUUGGAUAGAGACAUAGAUGGAAGACCUGGGCACCCUUGUAGCCUGCUUUCUACCGGUUGUAGAAAACCUCCAUAGAAAUCCACUGCUCCAGAAGACACCCACCAUUCACACUUGGAUUGUCAGAUUGUCCUGUGAGUAGGACAGGGCAGACACAUUGUAGAUGGGGCUUUUGAUCAUUGUCACCUUCUCUGAGUACCUUGGCUGUGGUUUUAAUGUUAAUUUGGUUGACUCUUAAACAACAACAACAACAAAAUGAUCAGGGACAUAGCUUCAAUGAUUAGAAUCAAUGGUUAGAAUCAACUGCCCUCUCAUCCCCACCCACCCCCAUGUUUUUGAUAAAGACUCAUGUCUUUGGCAAACUGCUUUAAACUAAUUUGUCUUCUCAGGGCUGCAGGUAUGUAGUUCAGUACUCGAAGCCCUGGAUUCCAUCCCCAGCACUGCAAAAUAAGUAAAUAAAUUAAACGAAUAAAUAAAUAAAUAAUAAAGGAAAUAAUAAAAUAUUUGUCUUCUUUUUCCCUUGAAAUAAAAAAGGCAAGCAUUUUAAUUUUUCCUGCUUCCUAGCAAGGAUUCUAAAAAUAAGUUGUUAGAGAAUUUUAAUUUUUAGGUUGUAGUGAUCACUGUGUGUAUGUGUGUCUUCUCUUCUCAGAGGUCCAGGUGCUAGUUAAUUAAUUCAGUCUCAGUUCCGUUGUUACCAGUCUGGAAAAUGCAUUCUACCCAACUGGGACUGUGUCUUGUCUCAUUAUGCAUCUUAACACCCAAGGAAGUUCCCAGGACUCCAGGGUAAAGGUCUGGGAAUUAAAGGUAGUGUCGAGGCUUAAGAAAUAGUGGGCUGAGGCCUGAGGAUAUGGCUCAGUGGUAGAGCUCAUGUGUAGCUUUUAUGAGGCCCUGGGUUCGAUCCCCAGAACCAAAAAGGGAGAAAAAAAUAAUAGUGUGUUGAGAUCUAAUAAAUAGUGGAGUUGCUCUUCUCAGAUUUCAGAGCUGGGUGGAGUUGAUAAGCUGAAAGAGUAAAAGCUGUUGUUCAUGUUUGGGUGUGAAGAAGGGACCUUACUCAGAACUCUUUUACAUCUUUAGUAUUUUCUGGACUUGGGGGUAUUUGCUUGCUUUUGCCCUAAUAAUGAUGAUGUUAAUAAAUGUUUCUGGCAAAAAUAUUUCUUUUUCACCUUCUUGUUGACUGUUGUCCUUUCUGUAGCAUGGCAGUCUCGGGCUCACUGUCUUUGCUUAGUAACUAUUUGCAGAAUGAAGAGAAUAUGGAAUAUUUUAAAGAGUCUGAAACUACUCAAUAGAAGCUGCACCAUGACUAGAGAAUGGUAGGUUUUUGUCUUCUCUAUUGAUGCUAGGUUUAUCAUGAUGAUCUUUGGAACUAUGUCUUCCAUUUCAACUACACAUAAAAUAAGAUUUUUGUGGUGUUUUUUUUUUUUUAAAGUCUAGUUUGCCAUCUGUUAAAAGAAAUUAGUAUAUGUUAUUCUGAGGCUACAUUUUACUUUAAAACAUUUAUGGCUGACAGUUUGAGCCCUGUGAAGUGUUAGAGAGCUCUAUCAUCAGCUAGUGCUAGUGUAGUGAAAGUCUAGCAGUGUUAGUCUAUUUUUAUCUUGACUUUUAUUUUAUGUUGAUUUCUACUGCCAUUACUUUGGAUUACUACUACUUGAUUUUAUUAAACUGUUAAAAUUUCAA